AUGGGCAUGGGAGAUUAUUCACCUGGCAGUGUCUGGUAUUACGCACCAAACAGAGCAGCGCCAAUUGUCUUCAUCGUCGUCUUCUUUGUCUCUGGAGCGCUACAUGCCUGGCAGACAAUCAAGCACAAGUCAUGGCGAACAACACUAUUACUUCCAUGGGCCGCUCUCUUGAUGAUUAGCGGCUUCGCAGUGCGACUCGCUGGUGCCUAUGACACUGACAAUCUAGCUUAUCUCAUAGCUUCAACUGUACUGAUUAUGUCUGGACCUCCAGUGUACGCCCUCAUAAACUACUUCAUACUGUCACGGCUCCUCUAUUACAUUCCCUACCUGGCGCCUCUUCACCCGGGACGUGUAGCAACAACUUUCAUAGGUCUCGAUGGCGUGUGUGAGAUCCUUAUCGGACAAGGUGCCUGGCGCAUGGCCGACUCCAGCUCUACAGAUGCAGAACGGAAGCUCGGCUCAGACCUUGUCACCGCGUCGCUGUGUCUUCAAGCAGCACUCUUCGGUGCUUUUGGGCUUCUCGCAGCACAGUUCCACCGACGUGCUAACAAGGCCGGAAUACUCAAGAAGGAUCUACGAGUUGUACUCUACGUCAUGUACGUGAGUGCCUCUAUUGUUACUAUUCGUUGCAUUUACUGCCUCGUCGAAUACAUUCUCGGCUGGGAAUCCUCUAUCUAUCAGAACGAAAUCUACUUUUGGAUCUUCGAAGCUGUCAUCAUGGCACUCAAUACUGCUCUACUCAAUAUCUUUCACCCUGGAAAGCGCUUGCCUCCUUCCAACACCGUUUUUCUGGCUCGCGAUGGCGUAACUGAACGAAAAGGGCCCGGCUGGGGUGAUGAUAGGCCGUGGAUCAUUACCAUCUUCGAUCCCUUUGACCUUUGGGGCUUGGUUAAGGGGAAGGAUAAGAAGACGCAGUUCUGGGAUAUGAGUGAUGCAGAGUUAGAAGCAGCGAGAGCAGAGAAGAAAAAGAGGAAGAGGGGUGUGCUUAAGGGCUUGUUGGAUCCUUUCCACCUUUGGGGUGAGCGAGGAUACAUUAGCAAGUACUUUAAGAAAGACCUGAAUAGCGGGUCAAGGAGCAACGAGGUCGGGACCCAGCACAUACACGCCGGACGAUUGAGGCACAAUGGUAAUGAUACGCACGAUACUGUUUGA
This is a messenger RNA of Alternaria postmessia, 1152 nucleotides long. RefSeq lists its product as uncharacterized. Lineage: Eukaryota; Fungi; Ascomycota; Dothideomycetes; Pleosporales; Pleosporaceae. The record is from RefSeq and is a predicted model, not a curated record. The transcript is spliced from 2 exons. Gene Ontology annotation, cellular component: membrane. Bases 1 to 1152 code for a protein of 383 amino acids.